Messenger RNA from Neomonachus schauinslandi (Hawaiian monk seal), 869 nucleotides. RefSeq names its product transmembrane protein 267 (gene TMEM267). The record is from RefSeq and is a predicted model, not a curated record. The coding region runs from base 155 to 802 and encodes 215 amino acids. Lineage: Eukaryota; Metazoa; Chordata; Mammalia; Carnivora; Phocidae. The transcript has 3 exons.
GGAGGUGGGCGCGGCUGAGCUCGGAGAGGGCCCGGGCGGGAGGGGGACGGAGUGGACUCCGCCAAACUGCGUCCUGAGGGUGACUGGGAAUGUAAACAAGAAUAAGCUAUUUGUUUCCUGAUGGCUUUUAGUAAAUACUGACGGAUUGUCUGGGAUGGCAUCUGAGGCUGAGAAGACCCAUGCUUUACUCCAGUCUUGUAGCACUGAGUCUCUUAUUUCCAGCCUUGGUCUGGGGAUAUUUUGCCUAGUAGCCGAUAGACUUCUUCAGUUUUCAGUAAUUCAGCAAAAUGACUGGCUUCGAGCCCUCUCAGAUAACGCCAUACAUUGUGUGAUUGGCAUGUGGUUGUGGGCAAUUGUCAUUGGAGUCAAGAAGACAACUGACUUUGGAGAAAUCAUUUUAGCUGGAUUUUUAGCCUCUGUUAUUGAUGUAGACCACUUUUUUCUAGCUGGAUCUUUAUCUUUAAAGGCUGCUUUGACUCUUCCACGAAGACCUGUUCUUCACUGCUCUACGGUCAUACCAGUUGUGGUUCUGACCCUGAGGCUUACUAUGCACCUUUUCAAGCUCAAAGACUCAUGGUGCUUUCUUCCCUGGAUGUUAUUUAUAUCGUGGACCUCACAUCAUAUCCGAGAUGGAAUUCGUCACGGCCUGUGGAUAUGCCCAUUUGGAAAAACCUCUCCUUUGCCAUUCUGGCUUUAUGUCAUCAUCACCUCCUCUUUACCUCACAUCUGUUCGUUCAUUAUGUAUUUCACAGGGACCAGGCAAAUGAUGUCUUCAAAACAUGGGAUCCAUAUUGACGUCUGAGGUAACUGUAUGCCAGUCUUAGAGAAGCAGGUGGUUCCGAUAAUGAUAAUUAAGGGUGGCUGACAUU